This is a messenger RNA of Quercus robur (English oak), 3474 nucleotides long. Its product is annotated as protein SPA1-RELATED 3-like. Gene Ontology annotation, biological process: photomorphogenesis; protein phosphorylation. The transcript has 8 exons. The record is from RefSeq and is a predicted model, not a curated record. Gene Ontology annotation, molecular function: ATP binding; protein kinase activity; protein binding. Lineage: Eukaryota; Viridiplantae; Streptophyta; Magnoliopsida; Fagales; Fagaceae. The coding region runs from base 381 to 3128 and encodes 915 amino acids.
AUAUUCACAAACGGUCUAUGUUUUUUGUGGGGAGAUUUUUUUUUGUUUCUUUGUGAAGUAAAAAUGUUGGGGAAUUUUUUUCUGUUUGUUUUCUUUAUGAGGUUGUGCAAACUUUUUUUUUGUGUGGUCUUAAAGGAUUGCAAAUAAAGUUUUGUUGUGUGGUUCUGUUUCUCAGGUUGGCCUAGCAGAAACAGUUGGAGAACUUUCUCAUUGUGGUAGUGGAUAUUUGCCAAUAUGUUUGUCAAGCUAAAGUGUUGAUCUUGAUGAGAAGGUAUGUGUUUUUAUAUGCUUGGGCUAACAAAAAUGAGUUUUUGAUUCGAAAUGGUAAUGGUGGAACUGAGAGAGUGUCAUAGUAGUGGGAUAAAUCCUCCAUUUUUUGGAUGUGCAUGUUCUGGUCUUCAUGCAGCUCUUGCUGGAUAGUUAUGGAGGGUUCAUCUGAGUCUGCUUGGCAAGAGUCUGAUAGUUCUAGGGGAUUUAAUAGUUCUAGUGUCUCAGAUAGGAAUCGUAGGGUUCUUAGUGCCAAUAGAAUUGGCUUGUCUGGUGAUACAUCGAAUGAUUCUGUGUUUAGGAAAGAGAGAGGUAGGGUUGUGUUGGCUCACACUGAUCAUCAUCUUAAAAACCAGGGUGGUUUGUCUGGAGUUUGUGAGGAUGAGGUAGCUGUUGACCCUUUUGUCCGAGCCAUAGAAUGGGGUGAUGUUAGUUUGAGGCAGUGGUUGGACAAACCAGAAAGAACAGUUGAUGUCUUUGAAUGCUUACACAUAUUUAGGCAAAUAGUGGAGAUAGUUAAUGUAGCACAUUUACAAGGGAUUGUUGUUCAUAAUGUCCGACCUUCCUGCUUUGUUAUGUCCUCUUUCAAUCAUGUCUCUUUCAUUGAGUCUGCAUCUUGUUCGGAUUCUGGUUCUGAUUCUUUGGAAGAAGGGUUGAAUAGCCGAAGUGUGGAGGUUAAGAAUUCAUCCUCUUCCUUGCCCCAUGAUGAGCAUCAAGAAAGAAGCGGCUUAGGUAGUGAAGAUUUUCGAUCAGCAAUGACACCAACUAAUGCUUUGUCAGAGACUACUUGCAUGCAGUCAGGCUCAGUCUAUGCAGCACGUUUAGCAUUAAUAGAAGAGACUGAAGAAAAUAAAGAAAAAGAUCGGAGGGAAGUUGAAGAAGUAGAAGAGAAGAAGCAACCAUUUCCAAUGAAACAGAUAUUGCUCAUGGAGACCAAUUGGUACACUAGUCCUGAGGAGGUUGCAGGUUCUCCAAGUUCCUGUGCUUCAGACAUUUAUCGUUUGGGGGUUCUUCUCUUUGAGUUAUUCUGCCCAUUUAGCUCAAGAGAAGAAAAAAGCAGAACUAUGUCAAGUCUUAGACAUCGAGUUCUUCCUCCUCAACUGUUGCUGAAGUGGCCAAAAGAAGCUUCAUUUUGCUUAUGGUUACUACAUCCUGAUGCUAGUGGUCGGCCAAAAAUGGGCGAGUUGUUACAGAGUGAGUUCCUUAAUGAACCAAGGGAUGAUUUGGAAGAACGGGAAGCAGCAAUUGAGCUUAGAGAAAGAAUAGAGGAGCAGGAGUUGUUAUUAGAAUUCCUGUUGCUUAUACAACAAAGAAAACAGGAAGCUGCUGAUAAGUUGCAACAUACCAUUUCUUUUUUGUGUGCUGAUAUUGAAGAAGUUAUGAAGCAGCAAGCACUUCUUAAGAAGAAGGGUGGCUCAUGCCCAGAAAUGGGGAAGGAUGAUCUUUUAAUGUCAAGUCCCCCACCAAUGAACUUUGUUGAUAGUGGUGAUUCUACUAGCUUGGGGUCUAGAAAACGAUUUAGACCAGGAAUGCAGAUUCAGAACAUCGAGGAAUAUGAUGAUAAUCUAGAUGACGGUCAAAAGUCAGAUACACUCAAUGAAAAUAUUGGCAGCCUUCUUUCCAAAAGUUCUCGGUUAAUGAAGAACUUUAAGAAGCUGGAGGCUGCUUACUUUUUGACAAGAUGCAGGCCUGUCAAGCCGUCAGGGAAACCACCGAUUAGACAUUCAACAAUAAGUAGUGAUGGUAAGGGGUCUAUUGUCUUAACUGAAAGGAGUUCUGUUAAUAAUUUGGCACCAAAAGAGCAGUACAGUGAAGGUAGACAAACAGGUUGGAUAAAUCCAUUCCUUGAAGGUUUGUGCAAGUAUCUAUCUUUCAGUAAGUUAAAAGUCAAAGCAGACUUGAAGCAAGGGGAUCUGUUAAAUUCUUCCAAUCUAGUAUGCUCUCUCAGUUUUGAUCGUGAUGGAGAGUUUUUUGCUACAGCUGGUGUAAACAAGAAAAUUAAAGUUUUUGAAUGUGACACAAUCAUAAAUGAAGACCGUGAUAUCCAUUAUCCUGUAGUUGAAAUGGCUAGUAGGUCGAAGCUAAGCAGUAUAUGUUGGAACAGUUACAUCAAAAGCCAGAUUGCUUCAAGUAACUUUGAAGGUGUUGUGCAGGUAUGGGAUGUUACAAGAAGUCAAGCACUAAUGGAAAUGAGAGAGCAUGAGAGGCGUGUAUGGUCCAUUGACUACUCAUCAGCAGAUCCAACAAUGUUGGCCAGCGGGAGCGAUGACUGUUCUGUUAAGCUAUGGAGUAUCAAUCAGGGAGUAAGUAUUGGUACCAUCAAAACAAAGGCGAAUGUCUGCUGCGUUCAGUUUCCUUUGGAUUCUAGUCGCUCCCUUGCAUUUGGUUCAGCAGAUCAUAAAAUUUAUUACUAUGAUCUCCGUAACUUGAAAACUCCUUUGUACACAUUUAUUGGACACAAUAAAACUGUGAGUUACAUCAAAUUUGUGGAUGCCACGAGUAUUGUUUCUGCAUCCACGGAUAACACUCUGAAGCUUUGGGAUUUGUCAAUGUGCACAUCUCGGGUUAAUGAUACUCCGGUUCAAUCAUUCACAGGACACAUGAAUGUAAAGAACUUUGUGGGUUUGUCAGUGUCUGAUGGUUACAUUGCUACUGGUUCAGAGACAAAUGAGGUGUUCAUCUACCACAAAGCUUUCCCCAUGCCAGCAUUGUCAUUCAAGUAUCACAACACAGACCCACUUUCUGGCCAUGAAAUGGAUGAUGCUGCACAGUUCAUCUCUUCUGUUUGUUGGCGUGGCCAGUCCUCAACCUUAGUUGCUGCAAAUUCCACAGGAAAUAUCAAAAUUUUGGAGAUGGUUUAAUUUGGCUAUUUUCCAAAUCGUUCAAUAUUCUAGUAAAGUGGAUAAAAGUUGUGGGGCAGAAAGAUGAUGUGAAAGAUUCUUGAGCCAGAGAAGCUUGUGUAGCUAAGACUGGCCUUUAAAUGUUAUAGGAGCUCGAUGAUUGCGAGCAAUAUUAGAAAUUUUUGGCAUUAGAUUGUAGCGGAUGCAGUUUACGUGAAGAGUGAGAAUGGUCUUGGUCUUGUUCAGAUGGCUGUAGAUAAAAAAUUCAAAGAAAAGGGAGGGGAUAAAAAUCAGAAUUCUUGUAUAUUUUUGUAAUGCUUACAGUUCAUAAUGAUAUGAUAUAAAUUUACAUUACCGAUCUUCAAAA